ACAGACGGAUAAACAAGGGCGACGACGGCUACUAAGUGUCAUCUCUAAGUGUCAUCUGCUUCAAAUCAUUUCAAAAUGCUGAAAGAGUUGAUGAAGGAGCGACUAAUGUCGGUAGCCGAUGAAAUAUACGCGCUGUUUGAACGAACAAUGGCAUUGUACGAGGAUGAACUUUCUCGAACCAGAGACGACAAGGAGCGAUAUCGACAACGACUGGAAGCUGCUAGCAAAACUCACAUUGUGCAACAAUUUGAAGGUGGUCUUGGGUCGUCCCCUCUUUCUCCUCCCUUCAGGUGUCCAGUGAAGAGUCAGAGCGUCCAUUCCGAGUGUGUGCCCAAUCCAUUACCACCGUCUUCUCAGGACGACGGUUACCAAGUCCUCUUGUUUGCCUCAAACGUCCAGCAGCUGAUAGGUUGUCAAGAAGAACGUGCAACUCAGUCGCAGCCGAGUUCCUCUUUAAAGCAGGACGAUCCACGGCACCCCCGCAUGAAAGAGGAAGAGGAGGAACUCUGCAUCACUGAAGAUGGCGAGUGUCUUCUUGGGCUGGAGGAGUCUGACCUCACAACAUUGCCCCUUACUGUUGACUCCAUGAAGACUGAAGGCCAUGAAGACAAAUCACACCGUUAUUCAAGUUCAAGUGAGGAAAACCGAGGGGUGGCGCCCCCAAGCAGCCGCUCACCACAACACAUGACAACAGAAGUUCAUAGUGACGGCACAAUGUCAAACUAUCCCGAGGAUGAAGACAUGGACGACGCCCAAGAACCUUUGGGUAUAAGGACUCAUGCUGACAACCGACACUCAGAACGCUAUAAAAAGAAGCCAGGUAAAAAACAUAUCGCCUGCUCAGUCUGUGCUAAAAGAUUCACUCUAAAGAGGAAUUUGACUCAACACAUGCGGACUCACACUGGAGAAAAACCUUUCGGAUGUCCAGUUUGCGGUAAAAGGUUCUCUCGAAAUUCAAAUAUGCUGAAACACACGACAACUCACACAGGAGAAAAACCUUUCAGCUGCUCAAUUUGCGGCAGAAGAUUCUCUCAGAAGGGAGUGAUGAUAAGACACAAGCGAACGCACACUGGGGAAAGACCUUUUUGUUGCUCAGUUUGUGGUGAAAGUUAUUCUCUUAAGAUAAGUUUGACAACACACAUGCAGAGACGUCACCGAAAAUAAGUGUUUUUCUCGUCCACUUUGUGCUAAACAACUAUCGACCCAUACCAAACCUGCCUACUAAAAGUUGUGUGCCAAUAAUGUUCGUUUUGAGAGGCGGAGUUGUUCGAUGCAAAUUAAGUCCUCCUUACCACGUCCCCCCUCCGGCAGCUUUGUGUAAUAGGUGUUUUUUUUUUUGCAUUGUUUUGCUAAAGCCGUUUAGGAAUCUGGACACCGGUGAUCGCCACCGGCCAUCUCAUUUUUACUUGACUUUAACCACAACACAACAUUUCUGACGAUAUAACGAGACUAGCGUUUCACCGUGAUUUGUUGUCAGCGGGUGUCAGGUUCAAACACUGAUGACAUCUAUUAAACAGACAAGAAGCAAGGAAUCAUGCAGAGACAGAGUUCAAUUUAGCUCAUGAGGAGAACACAUGGAGCUGCACACUUAGUCACAGUCUCGCCCUACGCUCUAAGGUUCAGCUCCCGCGUCCCUCUAUUUAUUCAGGAGUUCCAUAGUCAACAUCACUGAGGCCGCCUCUAAAAGGAGUGGUCACAUAUAUUAUGCAAAGCAGGUCCCGUACGCACAAUGUGUGACGGAAUGUGCUGGGCUUUGUGAUUUUCUUGUUUCUGCUUCGAGUGCGUGCUGUCAUCUUAUCUUUGUUGAGGUCCUUGGCUGUUCGUAGGCUAAAACAAAGAUAACAUCUGCGGCUGAGGCCACCCCUCAGACAAGAAGUGUUGUCCUUGCACAGAUAGAAAAAUUGCAGCUUGAGCAUAAUAGCUAAUAACUAUAGCAAUGGACUUUAAGCAUACUAAAGUUGUGUGAUAAUAUAUAUACAUGAUUAUUCUAACAGCGGGGAAACACGGAGGAGAGAAAAUAAGAAAGCCCAGGUGCAGAUCUGGUACUAUACGCUGGCUAAGGUUAAACUUCUACUGGGUCUUUAUCUUUCCAAUGCCAAAUCCUGGACGUAUAUAUGUAUAUAUUGACAAUAAAAUGCUUUUCUAUACUAUAUCAUGUUAAUACUUUUACUGCACUGCUCUUUCAAGCCCUUGCAAAUAAUAGAGGCUCAAGCCGGUUGUAGCCUACAGCAAGCUACGCUACGAGCUACAUCGC
Molecule: messenger RNA, 2254 nt
Organism: Nerophis lumbriciformis (worm pipefish)
Lineage: Eukaryota; Metazoa; Chordata; Actinopteri; Syngnathiformes; Syngnathidae
Biological process (GO): regulation of transcription by RNA polymerase II
Molecular function (GO): DNA-binding transcription factor activity, RNA polymerase II-specific; RNA polymerase II cis-regulatory region sequence-specific DNA binding
Source: RefSeq, a predicted model, not a curated record